AUGAGUCGAAAUCAUAGAAGUGAACCAAAUGCUAGGACGCCACCCGGAGGUGGACCACAGACACAGCGCCCUAGCUCUGUAGCAAUGCGAGGGCUGCCGUAUCAAGAACGGGUUACAGAAGUGAACAGGAGCAAUGAUCGGAUUAUGUGGGUGCGGCUGGCGCUAGAGGAAUUUUCAGUAAAUAUUUGCAGUGUAUAUGCACUGCAAACAGGAUGUACAAAAGAGGAAAAGGAACAAUUUUGGACUGCUCUGCAAGAAGAAAUGGAAAAGAAUGAUGAAAGUGAAAGAUGCAUAAUUGGAGGGGGCAUGAAUAGACAUAUUGGAAGUGGAUAUGAUGCAAAUAACCGGAUACAUGGGGGAAAUGUGUAUGGAGAUGGAAAUGAGGAUGGAAAGAAGAUAUUUGACUUUGCUUUGUCCCUGGAUAUGUUGGUAGCCGUUGACCUCGCCAUUGCUGUGACACGAAGGCAGAAGUUUGGAAGGCGCUAG
This is a messenger RNA of Penaeus chinensis, 486 nucleotides long. RefSeq lists its product as uncharacterized. NCBI's taxonomy places the organism in Eukaryota, Metazoa, Arthropoda, Malacostraca, Decapoda, Penaeidae. The transcript has 3 exons. The coding region runs from base 1 to 486 and encodes 161 amino acids. Gene Ontology annotation, biological process: chromatin remodeling. The record is from RefSeq and is a predicted model, not a curated record. Gene Ontology annotation, cellular component: nucleus.